AUGUCUUGCACCGCUCGCAUGUCCUCCAGGGCUGGAGGCAGCGGCUCCAUCAGGGGCUCCACCUGUGGAAGCGGCUUCAGCGGUGGAAGCAAAUGCGGUCUUGGGGGCGGCUCUAGCCGGGGCUUGCGAGGAGGCUCCAGCAGCUACGGCAUGAGUGGGGGGUCCAGCGGAGGCUUCGGAGGGGCUUGUGGUAGCUUCUCAAGCGGAGGCGGAUAUGGAGGAGCGUCAGGCUCUGGGUCUGGCUUUGGUGGGGGUUCUGGAUUCGGCGGGGGUUCUGGAUUCAGUGGGGGAUCUGGAUUCGGUGGAGGUGCUGGUGGAGGCUUCUACAGCUAUGGUGGUGGAAUGGGUGGCGGAAUGGGUGGCGGCAUGGGUGGAGGUGGUGGCGAUGGAGGGCUUUUCUCCGGAGGUGAAAAGCAAACCAUGCAGAACCUCAAUGAUCGCCUGGCCAAUUACCUAGACAAGGUCAGAGCCCUGGAGGAGGCCAACACUGAUCUAGAGGUCAAAAUCAAGGAAUGGUAUGAGAAAAAUGGGUCUGGGUCUGGAGACACUGGCUCUGGAAGAGAUUACAGCAAAUACUACCCAAUAAUUGAAGAUCUCAGGAAUCAGAUCAUCACAGCCACGAUUGAAAAUGCUGGGAUCGUUCUGCAGAUUGACAAUGCCAGACUGGCUGCUGAUGACUUCAGACUGAAGUAUGAGAACGAGCUGUAUCUCCGGCAGUCGGUGGAGGCUGACACCAACGGCCUGCGGAAGAUCCUGGAUGACCUGACCAUGACUCGAUCCGACCUGGAGAUGCAGAUCGAGAGCCUCACCGAGGAGCUGGCCUACCUGAAGAAGAACCACGAGGAGGAAAUGAAAAGUAUGCAAGGAGGCUCCUCUGGAGGAGACGUGACCGUGGAAAUGAAUGCUGCCCCAGGAACUGACCUGACCAAGUUGCUGAAUGACAUGAGGGCGCAGUACGAGGAGCUGGCUGAGCAAAACCGCAGGGAGGCCGAGGAGCAGUUUAACAAGCAGAGUGCAUCCCUGCAAGCACAGAUCUCCACCGAUGCUGGGGCAGCCAACUCCGCCAAGAGUGAGAUAACAGAGCUGAAACGCACCAUGCAAGCCCUGGAAAUCGAGCUCCAGUCCCAACUGGCCAUGAAAAGCUCCCUGGAGGGGACCCUGUCCGACACGGAAUGCGGCUACAUGGUUCAGCUGUCAGACAUUCAGAUGAAGAUCAGCAGCCUGGAGGGCCAGAUCUGCCAGAUCCGGGGCGAGAUGGAGUGCCAGAACUCCGAGUAUGAGCAGCUGCUGAACAUCAAGACCCGCCUGGAAAUGGAGAUCGAGACCUACCGCCGCCUGCUCGACGGCGAGGGAGGAGGUAGUUCUGAUGUGGGGGGCUUUGAUUUUAGAAGCUCGGGAUCCAGACAGACGGGAGGAGGCAGAAACACCGGAUCCAGGGGUUCGAUAUCUGGAAGCUCUGGCCAAUCAAGGGAUCAAGGCAAGACUAGAGUGACCAAGACCAUCGUAGAGGAGAUGGUGGACGGCAAAGUCGUCUCAUCUCAAGUCAGCAAUAUUUCUGAGGUGAAAUAUAAAUAAGUGAUUUCCGGUUUCCAGAUCAACCAGGGUGUCUUUCAGAGAAAAAAUAUCUAAAGGACACAAAUGAGGAAGCCUCAUUGAUCUGAUCAUCUUUUUGGAUAACUUCAGAAGAAAAUGUCCAUCUAGAAAUUGAUAACUAACCAAUUUUUCUGCAUCCUUCUCUUUUCUUAUUAGAAUGCUCUUUAAAAAGUUGAAAUGACAACUUUGCUCUAAUUGUU
This is a messenger RNA of Talpa occidentalis (Iberian mole), 1793 nucleotides long. It is a transcript of the gene KRT24, whose product is annotated as keratin 24. Bases 1 to 1575 code for a protein of 524 amino acids. The transcript has 8 exons. Gene Ontology annotation, molecular function: structural molecule activity. Lineage: Eukaryota; Metazoa; Chordata; Mammalia; Eulipotyphla; Talpidae. The record is from RefSeq and is a predicted model, not a curated record.